AUGGCGGAUCUUCCGGAAACGCUUCCUUUAGAGAUGGACACUCGCGCGUCGGAGGAGCUGAUGGAGUUCGCGCACAAGGAAGUGACGCGCGAGCGGUACUUGGGCCAGAAGCUCGAAGACAACUCCAUCGCCUUCUUCGUCGUCGCGAUGAUCUGCGGCGCGGAGCAAGACCCGAAGUCCACGCGCCAGGAAGUCACGAAAGAAGUCAUUGAGCUCUUUUCGAGCAGCCUUGGCGACGAAGCGGCAGGUCGGCUCGCAGAGGCCUUCGUGCUGAGCGUCUGGGAGGAAGGGGCGCGCAUUUGCCGGCGUCACGGCCUCCUGAAGGGCCCAGAGCCAAUUCGCGCGCCCCCGGGCGGACGCGUGUCCUCCGCGGUCGUCGCGCCCGCCACCGACGAAGAAGAGAAGCGGAGGCUGGCACGGGCGUCCCGUUUCGGCAACGUCGCCUCCGCAGCUAUCCGUGGGGCCGCGGACGACGCCAGGCACCGCACUGACGGCCCGCUGGAGACCGGCGGGAGACGCGGACGCAACCGCGGGGCCUCCCCGGGCAACGGCUUCCGCGGAGCCUCGCCAGGCGGCCGCAAGGUUCGCGCCGAGGCCGGGGGCGUCGGCGGCAGGCUCAUCGGCGGCGCGGUGAAGGCCGCGCUGGCCGGCGGCGGCGGCGGCGGCGGCGGCGGCAGCGGCGGCGGCGGCGGCGGGCGGGCGCCCCGUGCGGGAGCGCCUCGUGCAGGAGGAGCCAGACCACGGCGACGACGAAGAAAUGCACGACGACGGGCGCCGGAGCCACCGCUCGCGCCGCACGCGGCGGCACCGCUCGCGGUCCCCGUCGGAGGAGAGCGGGGAGCUCGAAAUAGAUCCGGAAAAGGUCCAACAUUUCAUGCAGCGACAGGUGCGUGGCGACGCGGGCGUCGACGCGCGGGCGCGGGCGCGCGGGGCUGCGCCGACGGACUGUGCCGCGGGCGUCCGCCAGCCGGCCGCGCGCGGCCUCCGCCGCUUGUCCAAUCAAGGAAACGUGUUGUCGAAGCAAUUCGUUGA
Molecule: messenger RNA, 1032 nt
Organism: Pedinophyceae sp. YPF-701
Lineage: Eukaryota; Viridiplantae; Chlorophyta; Pedinophyceae
Source: the annotation of a GenBank genome assembly